Pangasianodon hypophthalmus (striped catfish) is the source of this 2598-nucleotide messenger RNA. Its product is annotated as monocarboxylate transporter 1-like. Gene Ontology annotation, molecular function: monocarboxylic acid transmembrane transporter activity. Gene Ontology annotation, biological process: transmembrane transport; monocarboxylic acid transport. The record is from RefSeq and is a predicted model, not a curated record. Lineage: Eukaryota; Metazoa; Chordata; Actinopteri; Siluriformes; Pangasiidae. Gene Ontology annotation, cellular component: membrane. Bases 203 to 1609 code for a protein of 468 amino acids. The transcript has 5 exons.
UGAACCUGGGCCUGGCAUGUUACUUCAUUAAGACCUGUGGUGCUUGUGAUAUCUCUUAGUUCAGUUGUGUGUCAGUGCCUUCAGUGUACUCUAUUAAAUACUAAAGCAUCGCUGACUUGUAUUUUGGAGAACUAGUGUGCUUUGGAGUUUGUUUGUUUUUUUCUUCUGAGAACGUGUUGAGUGGUGUUCAAAAGAAAUCACCAUGCCGCCUGCAGUUGGCGGUCCUGUGGGUUACACUCCUCCAGAGGGGGGCUGGGGUUGGGCAGUUGUGGUUGGUGCCUUCAUCUCUAUUGGUUUCUCCUAUGCCUUCCCAAAGUCCAUCACUGUGUUCUUCAAAGAGAUUGAAGUGAUCUUUCAAGCCACCAGUAGCCAAGUCUCCUGGAUCUCAUCCAUCAUGCUAGCUGUCAUGUAUGGAGCAGGUCCUAUCAGCAGUAUUCUGGUGAAUAAGUAUGGGAGUCGUCCGAUCAUGAUAGCAGGGGGUUGCCUGUCAGGAGCUGGACUUAUUGGUGCAUCUUUCUGCAACACAGUGGAGGGCUUGUAUUUCUUUGUGGGUGUUGUAGGAGGUUUGGGACUCGCGUUCAAUCUCAACCCAGCCCUUACUAUGAUUGGCAAAUAUUUCUACAAAAGAAGGCCCAUUGCAAAUGGCAUUGCCAUGGCUGGUAGCCCUGUGUUUCUGUCCACGUUAGCCCCUCUGAACAGUUGGUUUUAUGACCACUUUGGUUGGAGGGGUAGCUUCCUAAUCCUGGGUGGACUUCUGUUCAACUGUUGCGUAGCUGGAUCUCUCAUGAGGCCUAUAGGGCCAAAACCCAAACCUGCUGUGAAGGGAGUUAGUGCUGAUGGAGAGAAGAAGACAGUGAUGCAGCUUAUCAACAGUCUCAUUGAUCUGUCUCUCUUCAAACACCGUGGAUUCAUCCUGUACCUCAUAGGCAAUAUUGUCAUGUUCUUUGGCCUUUUCACACCCCUAGUAUUCCUCAGUAAUUUUGCCAAAAGUAGGGGUAUUACAAAGGACAAAGCAGCUUUUUUACUUUCAGUGCUGGCCUUUGUGGACAUGGUGGUGCGGCCAUCCAUGGGAACAGUGGCCAACACCAAGUGGGUACGACCUAGGAUACAGUAUUUCUUUGCAGCCUCCAUUCUAUUUAACGGUGUGUGCCAUGUUCUUGCACCUCUUUCAGUUGAUUACCUAGGGUUUGUUAUCUAUUCGGUCUUCUUUGGGUUUGGGUUUGGGUGGCUGAGCUGUGUGCUAUUUGAGACCCUGAUGGACUUGGUGGGAACCCAGCGUUUCUCCAGUGCUGUGGGCCUGGUCACCAUUGUGGAGUGUGGACCAGUGUUAAUUAGCCCUCCACUGCUGGGAAAAUUUAAUGACAUCUACCAUGACUACAAGUACACUUACAUAACCUGUGGAAUAUUCCUGAUGGUUGCAAGCAUGUUCCUUUUUAUCUGCAUGAGCAUUAACUACAGGCUACUGGAUAAGGAAGCAAAGGAGGAAGCUAGAAAAUCUCAGCUAACAGGAAAAGAGGAAGAAUCCACCAUAGACAUUGCAGACAAGGAGACAGCUGCUGCUGCACUGAGAGUAAACAGAGAAGCUAAAACAGCAGAAGACACUGUGUGACUUCCCCUAUCCAGACAUGACUGUACACUUUUGUGGAACUAUAUGUCAUGCAUUUCUGCAUUAUUAUUAUUAUUAUUAUUAUUACUAUUAUUAUUAUGCAAUAUUUCCAUGCAUAAAAAUAUCACUGAGAGGACACAAUACAAGGUGGUUCAGUGCAUAAAAACAUUUUAGAAAUGUUAAUGUUUGACAUUAUUUUAACUGACCCUAAGAGAUUUUCUCCUCUUUUUUUUAUUUGUAUCACAGUCAAAAGUAGUCUAAAAAUAUGGUAUUUAUAAGGGUAUUACAAUAGCUAGCACUAAUAAAACAGUAUUUUAAAUGUCUUUAUUUAUUUUUUGAGUAAACUUAGAUUUUAUGUUUAUAGUCUCCUGUUAAGUUAUAACAAAGGGUUGACAAGUUACUAUAUGAUAUGGCCAAAAGUAUGUGAACACCUGACCAUCCCACCCACAUGUUCUUCCCUAAACAGUUUCCACAAUGGUGGAAGCACACAGUUGUAUAGAAUGUCUUCUAUGUAUAGAAUGCUGUAGCAUUACAAUUUCCCUUGACUGGAACUAAGGGGCAUAAACAUGUACAAAGCGAGGUCCAUGAAGACACGGCUUGCCAAUGCUUGCCAAUGCCUCCACGCCCAACAUCAGUGCCUGACCUUACUAAUGCUCUUGUGCUGGAAUGAGAAAAACCCCAUAGCCAUGCUUCAAAAUUUAGUGGAAAGACUUCUUAGAAGAAUGGAAGUUAUUAUAACAGCAAAGGGGUAUUAAAUCCGGAUUGGGAUGUUCAGAAAGCACAUAUAGGUGUGAUGGUCAGCCUUUUGGCCAUGUAGUGUAUUUUAAUGCUUUGCAGUAAUACAUUAAUGAACUGAUAAGAUAUGUUUAAAGAACAACCAAUCAUGGGCAUUUUGAAAAAUGGGAGUACUGAUUUUCUGACGCCUUCGUUCGGCAUCAUACUUGUGAUUAAGUAACUGAAUAAAAAUAUGAUCAGAAAGAUCAAAAUCUGUG